CCACCCACCCCAGCCUCGGCCGCUGCUGGCCCCGGCUACGCCGUCCGGCCCUGGCUCGGCGGCUGCUGGGCGAGGGGACCAUGAGCGCCUUGCGGGACGUCUCGCUGCAGGACCCGCGGCUGCGCUACGAGCUCAUCCAGCGCAUCGGCUCCGGCACUUACGGCGACGUCUACAAGGGGCGAGAUACAGAAACCGGAGAACUGGCAGCCAUUAAAAUUGUGAAAAUCGACCCAGGAGAUGACAUCGGAUCCGUUCAGCAAGAAAUCACCACCCUCAGGGAUUGUCGCCACCACAACGUUGUGAUGUAUUUUGGAAGCUACCUCAGGAAUGAUCGGCUGUGGAUUUGCAUGGAAUACUGUGGAGGGGGGUCUCUUCAGGAGAUCUAUCACAGUACUGGGCCUCUGUCCGAAAAACAGAUUGCCUAUGUCUGCAGAGAAACCCUCCAGGGACUUCACCACUUACACACCAAAGGGAAAAUGCACCGAGACAUUAAGGGGGCCAACAUCCUGCUGACGACCAACGGCGACGUCAAAUUGGCGGACUUCGGGGUCUCGGCAGAACUGACCGCUUCGGUGGCCAAGCGAAAAUCGUUCAUCGGAACGCCCUAUUGGAUGGCACCAGAGGUGGCCGCGGUGGAGAAGAAAGGCGGCUACAACCACCUGUGCGACAUCUGGGCCCUGGGUAUCACCGCUAUUGAACUGGCAGAGCUGCAGCCCCCACUCUUUGACCUGCACCCCAUGAGGGCUCUGAUGUUGAUGUCCAAGAGCAACUUCCAGCCCCCCAAGCUAAAAGAUAAGGCGUGUUGGUCUCCUGAUUUUCACCAGUUCCUCAAACUCUCCUUGACCAAAAAUCCAAGAAAACGACCAGUGGCAGAAAAACUCUUGCAGCAUCCUUUCGUCUGCCAGCCUUUAGCUCGCGUUCUUGCCGUAGAAUUACUGGAUAAAGCCACAAACCCUGAAUUGGCUGCUUCUGCCUUGGAUGAUGGGGAUUUCGAGGCUUACGAUGUUUUCCCCGAUAAAAUCUGCUCGAGUAAGCCCCGUGGGCCGUCAGAAGGCACUCUGUCGGAGAUCCAGCUUAACCAGGUUAAAUUCGGCCCUCCGCUAAGGAAAGAAACAGAGCCGUGGGGCAAACCAGCAGAAGAAGAGGAAGAGAAUUGGAUGGUGCUUGGAGACGGAGAGAGCUUGCUUCAGUCCGUCGAAGAGGCCCUGGAAGAGAGGAGUCUAACCAUCCGCCCAGCACGUCCUACAGAGCAGACCGAGGAGGAGCAGCGGACGGGCGGACUUGGGGAAGAUGUUUCCAGCACUAUCAAAAGGGGCCCCUUUUGGGAUUUCCUUAACCUUGAGCUCGCCUAUAAGGCUCCCUGGGAGCAGGACGGGGAGCAGUCGGAUCUGGAGGGGCCCAGGGACCACACCGUCCCAGGCAACACAGCCUUCGGUGGGACGCCAGACGCUCCUGUGGUGGAUUCUCCCAAACCUCCAGACAGCCUCCUCUCCACUGAGUGGGCCACCAUGAAAAAGAAGGAGGAAGCCACCAGAUUGCUGUGCCACGGAUUGCCCCCUACACCCAAAGUUCAUAUGGGAGCUUGUUUUUCCAAGGUUUUCAAUGGCUGCCCACUGAAGAUCAACUCAGCUACCACGUGGAUCCAUCCGGAAACACGAGAUCUGUAUCUGGUUGUGGGAGCAGAGGAAGGUAUAUAUACCUUGAAUCUUCAUGAGCUCCACGAAGACACGAUGGAGAAGCUCCUUCCCCACCGAUGCUCUUGGCUCUACUGUAUUAACAAUACCCUCCUGACUUUGGCAGGAAAAUCCCCCCAGAUCUCUUCACACAACCUCUUGGGUCUCUUCGAACAACGUCGUCAGCUUCAAAAGCGGCCGGUUCCUCUUUCCAUUGCCACCAACCGACUGACGGAGAGAAUCAUCCCCAGGAAGUUUGCUCUGUCAGCCAAGAUAGCAGAUACCAAAGGGUGCCUUAAGUGUCAAAUUGUCCGAAAUCCUUACUCAGGAAACACCUUUCUGUGUGCCGCCCUGCCGUCCAGCCUGGCCCUCCUUCAGUGGUACGAACCUUUGCAGAAAUUUAUGCUACUGAAGCACGUCCCCGUGCUGCUACCCGAUCCCCUCUCCCUGUUCGAGCUGCUGGUCGUGGAGACGGAGGAAUACCCGCAAGUGUGCUUCGGCGUCACCGGCAGCGAUCAGCCGGGGGCCGAGCUGCAUUUCAGCGUCCUCUCGCUCAGCACCGGCCACACCACCUCCAGCCCUUCCAAACGUCCUCUCGUCCUGGCCAGCCACGUCACUCAGAUGGACCGAGAUACUGUCCUUGUUUGUUUUGAACGCUGCGUCCGGGUCGUGAAUCUGCGAGGGACGCCGCAAGGAGUGUUUGCACCCGAGCUCGUUUUCAAUUUCCCCAUCGAAACCAUUGUGUGCCUUCAAGACAGUGUCUUGGCUUUCUGGAAACAUGGCAUGCAAGGCCGAAGCCUGGAAUCUAGUGAGGUGACUCAGGAGGUCACAGACGAAUCCAGGGUUUUCCGAGUCUUGGGUGCUCACAGGGACAUCAUCCUUGAGAGUACCCCAACUGACAAUCCCACGGCGCACAGCAACCUCUACAUCCUGACGGGUCAUGAAAGUAGCUACUAAUUUCCUCCCGACAGCCACUCUGGCACGCACGCGAGUGUGCAACAGAUCCUUCCUAGAGCCAGUUGCCGAUGUCAGCCAAUGUGUCGGCAUAGGAGAUGCUCCAGGUGGGCGUCGACAGAGGACGGCUCAUACGGCCCUGGAUCCUGGACUGACUGCUGGUUGGGCCUCCAGAGGUCGUCUUGGUGCCUGGCGAGCACGGCUCCCCAUAUUUGGGGGCCAGUGUUUCUUGAGAUAAUUCUGCAAUAAUUCAACCGCUUGUCAGUCGGGAGAAACUCGCACCCGAUCCCGGCUGACACCUUGUGCCUGCUUGAAUGCUUCUUCCUUUUUUUCCCCACCCUUCCCAGCUCCUCUUUCCUCUUCUUUUAAAAUGCUUAGGAGUCGUGCGCGGUGACGGCGUGCGGUCGCCGCGUCUUGGCAUGGCCGACCGAGUGAAGACAAUCGUUUGCCACGGGUAUAGAAGGCAGCUUCCUUCCUAAGCUUCAGCUUUUAACGUCUUCAGGGCACUUUGAAGUUCUGGGCUGUUAUUCCGGAAUAGGGAACGAGGGAGAAAUUGUUUAUUUGGGGGCCAGUCAACUGGAGAAAUGUAGGGUCCUGCCCAGGACGAGCAAAACAGGGUGACUGUUACAGGAAUGAAUGCGAUCGUUUGACUCUGUGCGGUUGUUUAUCUGUCGGGAGGUAAGAGUAAUUGUGGUUUUCUGGUUUUGUUUUGUUUUUCUUUUUAAUGACUAUUUUGAAUGGCUAAAGGAGAUGCGAGGUGAGCAAUUCCGAUUUGGAAACCAGAUCAAUGGUUCUGCAGAGGCCAACUCCCAGAAUUCCCAAAGGAUGAUAAGCCGUUGCUAGAAAAGAAUUGAUCCCACAUAUUUCGAGUUAUGGACGGCAGGGGAGAACAAUUCAAUUUUAAGAACCCAGAUGUGGGUGAGUGUACCAUUUCCAAAGAUGCGGACUUCAAUUCCCAGAAUUCCCUAACCGUCAAUAACCGUUGCUGAGAAUUCUGGGAGUUGAAGGUCACUCUUCAGGUGUAUGGAUUUCAAUCCCCCAGAAUUCCCCAGCCACUAUAUCCAGAAUUCUGGAAAAGCAACUCCAAACAUCUGGACGUGCUCCAAAACAUCUUCUCAGAUGUGCUGAGAAACUUUUCCUUGUAUUCUUGGUGGCCAGGUGCCUUUUAGUCCCACCCACCUGGAAAAUCUCAGGGGGAGGAAACUGGUUGUUUAGCGGGUUUUAAGUACAGAAUUAACACGUGGUUGAAAAUGUGUGGCCUUCUGGGUAUUGUAGUUCUUGACUCACAACUGUAAUUGAGCCGGGAAUUAUGGCCUCAAGUCAUUCUGAUUGUAUGGUUAAGACAACCACACGACCAGAAAUAAUUUUCCGGUCUGUUUGACUGCAAUCAUUCAUUCGAAGGGGUAAUUUUUGCCAGAAAUUAGCAAAAAUAAAAAUAAAAAAAAUGCCAGAAACUGGCAAAAAAAACCACCAAAUCACUUGCAAAUGAAAUGCCAUGUGGCUAAUAUAAAGCUAACGUGUCAUAUAGGGAGGAGCAGCGCGACCGGAGAUGUUUUGUGACUUAUUCAUGGCCAUCGUAACUUCAGCUUGAUGGCUGUCUUAACUUCAAACGUUCCACAACUCGUUCUGUGGCUGUCGUCACUUCAAAUGGUUGUUAAAACGACUGGUUGUUAAGUGAGGAUUUAUCUCUAAUGCAAAUUCCCAGCAUUCCCAGUUCUGUUUUGUUUCUGUUUGGAUUGCUGGGCGUCGUAGUUUAGAAUUACUCCCAAGGUUGAGAGAUUUCUCAUUCCUCUUCUACGAAACGUCAGAGUUGUGAUCCACCUUUCCAUAAAACCACAGUUCCCAAUCAUCAGUUAUUCACAUCUGGGACCAAAACACUAAAUGCAUGCAUCUGUUAAGUGAUGCUUGGUUUGUAAAGAGAAAAAAGAAAACAAACCUCCAAAAUAUUAGAUGUAGCCCAUGCUUGAAUGUGUCAUCCCACUUCUUUAAAAAAAAAAUAGCAGCUGUGGGAAGGAUUCCUCGUCAGGGAGGAAGUGGCACACAGGAAAAAUAUAUAUUUUUUCCCCUGGAGAAUCUUUUCCCUAGGUGCCAAAUACAUUAAGAAAAAACCUUUGCCUGCUGGUUUCUGAAGCUAUUUUUUUCCAGGAGAAUUAUGCAGCCACCGGCUUCUCGGUGGAGAAAGAUGGUUUUCAGGAUAAAUUAGGAGAAGAAAGAAACCCUUUCGCCCCUCCUUCAGAUAGCGGCGAGGCCUCCCCAUCCUCUCCCCAUCCUCCAGCUUCAAAGGCGAAAAGCAGCAUUCUCUUUGCUUACCCCAAGAAGCAGUUAAAAGUGCAGAUGUCUGCAGUUGUGCAGGCCCUAAAGCCAGCCAGAUAGAUGUGCAAGUUGCAGACCAUGAAAUGGGUCCAGCUGCUUGAAUAACCAGGGGGCAUUGUGGAUGGGUAGGGAGAGUGGUGCGGUGGCCUAGAGGUGGAGCUCUUGCCUCACAAUCGGGAGGCUGUGAGUUCAAUCCUAGGUAGAGGCCGAUCUUUCUCUCUCUGGGCACAAUGAGAAUGUAUACCUGCUGAACAAAACUCCGCAUUGGUGACAGGAAAGGCAUCUGGCCAGUAAACACUCAACUCCAUUCAAUUGCCCAGACUCCACCCUGCAAGGAAUUAUGGGGUCGUUAAACGAAGAUGAUGAUUGUGGGUGGAUGGGGCUGGUUCAUGGAAAGACAAGAUUUGAAGGCCCCAGGGGGAGCAAUUUGGAGAUGUGAGGGUGCCAGGAAUUAAUUGCCCAAAUUGAGAGAGAGGUAUCUUUAGGCAGCCCAAAUGGAGAUUUUAAAAGGCUACGUUUAACUAACAGGUUGACAUAUUUCUAUGACAAAACAUCUUUCAAUGUUUCUCAAUUGUGGUGGCUGUAAAAAUGUGUGGACUUCAACUCCCAGAAUUCCGUAGCCAGCCAGCCUGGCUGACUAGGGAUUUCUGGGAAUUGAAGUUCACAUAUCUUACAGCUGCCAAAGUUGAGGAACAUUGAUCGAAUCUGAGGUCACUAGGAAGUGACGGUUAUUCUUUGCAAACCCCCGAAGCCCAGAACAAACUCUUCAAACGUCAGAAUCUCAAUCUUGGCUUGUUAAGGUAGUAACCACAAUCCUCCCGAACUCCGAUGCUAUGGCUUUUCCUUCCCAGAAUGCUGCUCAUCUUUUUUUAUUUUUCCUUUUUUCUCCUUGUGUUUUAUAACUGCUAAAGCUGGAAUGUCGUUGUCCUGAGAAAAUCGAAACUUGAAAACAAAAGAGAGAAGAAAAUAUAGCUAUUUAACAUAGAGAAGGAUAUUAAAUCGUGAUAUUUUA
This is a messenger RNA of Pantherophis guttatus, 5952 nucleotides long. It is a transcript of the gene MAP4K2, whose product is annotated as mitogen-activated protein kinase kinase kinase kinase 2. Gene Ontology annotation, molecular function: MAP kinase kinase kinase kinase activity; ATP binding. The record is from RefSeq and is a predicted model, not a curated record. Gene Ontology annotation, cellular component: cytoplasm. NCBI's taxonomy places the organism in Eukaryota, Metazoa, Chordata, Lepidosauria, Squamata, Colubridae. Gene Ontology annotation, biological process: protein phosphorylation; intracellular signal transduction.